AUCUUACUUUGUGCAUCUAUGUAAUUAUGCAGUGCCUUGUCAUUGAUGAAGCCGAUCGCAUACUUGAGCAAAACUUUGAGGAAGACAUGAAACAAAUAUUUAAACGCCUUCCCCAGAAUAGGCAGAUUGUUCUUUUUUCUGCUACACAGACUCCAGAGGUUGAAAAAUUUGCUAAACUGUCAUUUGAGAAAAAUGAAGAAAGUAAAAAAAGCCUGUUUAUGUUGGAGUUGAUGAUGAUAAGUCAAAGGCUACUGUUGAAGGCCUGCAACAGGGUUAUUGUGUCAUUUCUAGCGAUAAAAGGUUCUUGGUUCUGUAUGCUUUCCUAAGAAAGAAGCGGAAUAAUAAGAUCAUGUAAUUC
Molecule: messenger RNA, 358 nt
Organism: Zea mays
Lineage: Eukaryota; Viridiplantae; Streptophyta; Magnoliopsida; Poales; Poaceae
Product: DEAD-box ATP-dependent RNA helicase 27
Exons: 4
Coding region: 27-326 (99 amino acids)
Molecular function (GO): ATP binding; nucleic acid binding
Source: RefSeq, a predicted model, not a curated record